Molecule: messenger RNA, 975 nt
Organism: Cucurbita moschata (crookneck pumpkin)
Lineage: Eukaryota; Viridiplantae; Streptophyta; Magnoliopsida; Cucurbitales; Cucurbitaceae
Product: nudix hydrolase 18, mitochondrial-like
Exons: 5
Coding region: 168-725 (185 amino acids)
Cellular component (GO): cytoplasm; nucleus
Molecular function (GO): pyrophosphatase activity
Source: RefSeq, a predicted model, not a curated record
CACUAAAUCUGAAUCCGCACUCCAUUUUUAAUUACACGAAUUUUCUUUUCUUUUCUUUUGGAAAGUUUAUUUUUGUUCCUUUCCCCCACACAUCGUUGCCUGUUCUUCCUUUUAUUUCUUACUUCAAUUUUGCAAAACCCCAAAACACACACACAAAAAUCACAAACAUGGUCGCUUUGGUCUCUCCAGACAACAUGGUCGCUUUGGUUUCUCGUACUGGAAGGCAUUUGCAGCGUUAUGAUAUUAGGGGUCGCCGCCAAGUUGUUGGAUGCAUCCCCUAUAGGUACAACACUACUAAGAAGAGUGCUUUGGAUAAUACAGAGGAAUUGGAAGUGCUUGUGAUUAGCUCACAGAAAGGGAAAGGCAUGCUGUUCCCCAAGGGAGGUUGGGAAACUGAUGAAUCUAUUACUGAGGCUGCUUCAAGAGAAACCCUUGAGGAAGCUGGUGUUAAGGGAAUUGUUCAGAGUGAAUUAGGGAGUUGGAGUUUCAAGAGCAAAACCUAUGACACCUUCUAUGAAGGAUACAUGUUUCCUUUGCUUGUCAAGGAGCAGCUCGAGUAUUGGCCCGAAAAGAAUUUUCGACAACGAGUUUGGAUGAGCGCUCGGGAAGCUCGGGAGGUUUGUCAACAUUGGUGGAUGAAGGAAGCAUUGGAUGUUUUGGUAGGACGGCUUUCAUUGCAAAAGAAGCAACAGAUUGAGGAAGUAAUCCCGUGCUCAGCUUGUUGAGCGAGCUAGCUAGCUAGGACGGAGGUCGCCUCUCGUCGCUUGCGUUCAUGGUUUUCGUGUAAAUAAGACGUCGAAGAAGAAGGAAGAAAGGGAUUAAAAGUCUGCAUUUUCUGGAUAUUUGGUAGAAUCAUGCAGCAGCUCAAGAACACACACCAAUGGAAGUCUGAUUGAGAAAACAGAAACUUUUAUUUUCCUCCACAAAGAUGAAGAACACAGAUUUGAUCAUCAUCACAAACACAAACGUUGUUUC